Messenger RNA from Amaranthus tricolor (Joseph's coat), 1560 nucleotides. Its product is annotated as cytochrome P450 86B1-like. The record is from RefSeq and is a predicted model, not a curated record. Lineage: Eukaryota; Viridiplantae; Streptophyta; Magnoliopsida; Caryophyllales; Amaranthaceae. Gene Ontology annotation, molecular function: oxidoreductase activity, acting on paired donors, with incorporation or reduction of molecular oxygen; iron ion binding; heme binding. The transcript is spliced from 3 exons. The coding region runs from base 1 to 1560 and encodes 519 amino acids.
AUGAAUUCUACAACUUCCAUUAAUGAACUCAUGGGUUCUACCCACACUUUUUCCACCCAAAAUUUCCCAAUCUCAAAAAUCAAAACUCUAGAAAUCUUCCUUGCACUAUCAACUUUCAUCACCAUACAUUCUAUAAGGCAAAGAAAGCAUCAAGGAUUACCCACAUGGCCAUUACUAGGAAUGCUCCCUUCUUUGAUUCUUGGUCUUAGACACAAUCCAUACGAAUGGUUCACCGAUCUCCUUCGCCGUCGAAACGGGACAUUUAUAUUCAAAGGACCAUGGCUAAGCAACCUCCAUUGUGUUCUUACGGCUAACCCCUCUAACAUUGAAUACUUGCUCAAGACCAACUUCUUGAACUUUCCUAAGGGUGAUUAUUACAAACAAAACAUGGAAGAACUGCUCGGUAACGGAAUCUUUGCAGCUGAUUAUGAAACAUGGCAGCAACACCGGAAGAUCUUAAGCAUGGAAUUUCAUACUCCAAGAUUCCAGGAACUAACGGUGCAAUCAUUACUUCAAUUAGUCCAUUCCAGACUCAUCCCUAUAAUGGAAGAUUCCAUAAAGAAAUCCACAGUUAUAGACUUACAAGACAUUCUUCUUCGCUUAACAUUCGAUAAUGUCUGUAUGGUCGCCCUCGGUGCAGAUCCUGGGUGCCUAUCAUCUCCAUUACCCGACAUUCUUUUUGCUCGUGCAUUCGAGCACACGACUGAAACGAUCUUAUUUCGUUUUUGCACUCCAACUUGUGUAUGGAAACUAAUGAGAUAUUUUAAUCUCGGCCCUGAAAGAGCAUUAAAAACGUCGAUUAAAAAAGUUAAUGAAUUUGUGGAUGAAAUUAUUCGAAUUCGAAAAAACGAGAAACUUAAGGAAAGAUCUGAUUUGCUUGCUGUUCUUAUGAAAUUAAGGGACGAUGAAAAAUUUUUAAGGGAUGUUUGUGUUAAUAUUAUUAUUGCUGGAAGGGAUACUUCAUCUGUGGCAAUUAGCUGGUUUUUUUGGCUUCUUGAUCAACACUUAGACGUGGAAAAGAAAAUUUUGGAUGAGAUUCAUAGGAUUAUAAGUGAAAGGGGAGAUUUUAAGGAAGAUGAUAGAGACUGUGUCGUGUUUCAGCCAGAGGAAAUUAAGAAAAUGGAGUAUUUACAUGCUGCUAUUUCUGAGGCUUUAAGGUUGUACCCUUCUGUGCCUAUAGAUCACAAAGAGGUGGUAGGAGAAGAUAUGUUUCCAGAUGGAACAAUUCUGAAGAAAGGAACUAAAGUAUUGUAUUCCAUCUACUCAAUGGGAAGAAUGGAAAGUAUAUGGGGAAUGGAUUGCAGGGAAUACAAACCGGAAAGAUGGCUUAAAAAUGGUCAUUUUAUGAAUAAAUCAGCUUUUAAGUUUACAGCUUUUAAUGGUGGACCUCGACUUUGUUUAGGGAAACAAUUUUCUUAUUACCAAAUGAAGUUUGUCGCUGCUUCUCUUAUUUUUCGUUAUCGAGUUCAGGUUGUUCAAAAUCAACUGGUUCAACCAAGACUUGCUUUGACUUUGUACAUAAAACAUGGCCUAAAAGUAAAACUCACACGCCGAUCUUAA